This is a messenger RNA of Exophiala viscosa, 3994 nucleotides long. RefSeq lists its product as uncharacterized. The record is from RefSeq and is a predicted model, not a curated record. Gene Ontology annotation, molecular function: protein binding. The transcript is spliced from 3 exons. Bases 224 to 3904 code for a protein of 1226 amino acids. NCBI's taxonomy places the organism in Eukaryota, Fungi, Ascomycota, Eurotiomycetes, Chaetothyriales, Herpotrichiellaceae.
GGGCGUCUUUCAACAUGGCUGUGCUGCAGAUGAAAUACGAACAGCCUAACCGGUGGCCCAAUGACUCGAAGGACAGAGCCUGACGCCAUCGCUAAUAGUUGCUGCAGGUCUAGAGGCCACGUCCGUGUGACACCUUAGGAAACGGCGAACAUGGAGGCUGCGACAGCGAUCUCGACUGCGUUAUGACUACUAUGAACUUACAUCUGCACAGCGUCAUGAUAAAAUGGGCGACCCAAACCCUGAGCAUAUGGACCUUUCACUACCAUCUCCAGAUCCAAGGGCGUACGAAGGCGAUGUAGGCAGCACUUUAGGAAAGCCGGAAGUGGUCUGCAAUUCCUCACAUGCGUGCGAGUCAAGAAGAAUACCUGAGUCCUUGUCAAGCGAAGUUCAAGCUGGUCUGAGGACUGGCUCAUUGCAUGCUCGAAAACCUCCACCGUGUACACACGCCAUGGCCAUCAGACCAGAUCAACCUUACCAGGCUGGCAGCCUGGAUUCUGGCUAUGCGUCAGCUAGCAGUAGCAAGCAUGGAAAUCGCAAUGAGAGCAACAGCACCCUCGGAGCGGGGUCCUUAAUUGGGGAGGUUUUCGCAAGGAGCAAGACAAGAUUGCGUCCAUUUGACAAAAAAAUACCAGAUGCGGUCCGAGAUCGAUUCCUCGAUCUGAAGGAACUGUUCAAUGGGCCCCUGCUGUUUCAUUUGCGACGGAAAAGGCUCGACACUCGUUCCAUCACGAUUCGCCUCAAGUCCCUAGGUACUAACGAGGAAUCUGCGAAACCUUGGAUGGUUGUCCUUUGCAGCCCAGCGCUUGCGAAGGAAGUGCGACGAUUCUUCAAUCAACAGCGAGUGAAAGAAGAAAUGCAACCCGACGAACCAGAUCUGCCGUCCUUAGAUGUGAUCGUUGACGAGAGACCAUUAUCACUAACUGUCUCCCACAAGGAAUAUUCUGUUUUGAGCGAGCAUUGGAGUCGCAUUGGCGAGUAUGGGACGCUUUGUGGAACGCCGAUAAAGAUCAUCAAGGACGACCAAGAGCUAUAUGCCACAAUCGGUGGUGUCAUUAGGGUCGUCAAUCGUUACGGAAUCUCUUUGUCGUACGCAAUGACUGUGGGACACAUCCUCAAUAGUUUGGUCACGGAAGAAACCGUUUCAGAGUAUUACAAUGCUGUCGAUGAUGAUUUUGAAGAAGCUGCCUUCUCUGACGGCAGUGACGCCUCGGAUGUAGCAUCGGAAGACUUUGAGAUUGAUCUCGAUGAUACCGAGCAAGAUAAGGAAUUUGAGAGAGGAAAGGCCGUUGAAGAGGCAGGUCAAGAUGGCACGGAUUCAGCGUCACCAUCUGAGGUUCUAAGCUGGUCGAUAGUCGGAAAGGUCCUCAACUUCUACGAACGACCUGGCCAAAGUACCGCAUAUCUGGAUUGGGCACUGAUAGAGCUCGAAGACGAGUCACUAUAUCUGCCAGACAAGCUCCUCUACCAGAGCUACGACACUGCCGCCACCGUAAGCCACUCUAAUGUUGCUUCCGUUCAAGGUCUUGCUAGCAGGGAGAAUAUGUCUGCAUUGGAAGAAGACAGAUUGUGCCUCUUAAAUGGCCGCAAACCCUUGACAGGAGUCCUCAGCAAAGAACCUGCAUUUGUCCUACUAGCACCUGGUGAACGCUUGAUCGAAACGUUCAUCAUUACUUUGGCCGACGGACAAGUUCUGACCAAAGGAGACAGCGGGACCUGGGUCACAGGCGUCCGCAAUUGUUUGCUCUAUGGACAUGUGAUUGGCACAGAUGUCUUUGGGGACGUGUAUAUGGUUCCAAGCUGUGAUGUCUUUCAAGAUAUUCGUGAUCGUCUCGAUGCAAUCUCGGUCGCGCUUCCAGAAAAGCACAAGGAGCCCAAACCUGAUUCUGCCGCCGGCGCCACUUCUAGCCGCGACGCUCUUCGGGAAAGCAAUUCAGAUCGACAGUCCAGUGUCCAUCCUGUCUACUCCGAUUGCGGUUCGACUUUCAUCGACUCUGGUUACGAGACUGUUCGUCCUUCUCAGCUGCGGCCCUUGCCUACAGUGACUAGGAGAAGUUACAAACGAGUCCAAUCAAAACUGGAACCAUUCAAGAAGCUUAUCAAUGAUCUAUACAUCAGACAGGGAUUGCAAAUAGACGAUGUGAAAACCCGGAUCGCAAGCACAUUUGGCGUUGUUCAGUCGAUCAAGCAGUAUAACUUGAAGCUCAAGGAUUGGGGCUUCAAACAUCACCUGGGCACCGUUGACGCAGCCCAUAUCUUGAGGCUGCUGAAUCGAGCGAAGGCAGCGGGAUUACCAGAAGUUGUUGUCUGGUCCUCCCAUCGCAAAACCAGAGGUGACAUCACGAGAUAUAUCAAGAGACAACCCAAGCUGAACGACGAGGCCCACCUGCUAUCCCAGAUAGCGGAUAACGCCCCAACACCACAUUAUAUCCAGCUCGCCGAAGCCUCAACCGAGCAAAGGCCAUCGAGCCUGCCACAAGUUCUGCCUACUGGUCAGUCGGGAGGUCCUUCUGGUCCACUGGCUCCUCAAGUAGGUCUCACUGAGGUAACAGCCUCGAGGAAUUCCACGCCCCCUCUCCAGUUGAGUCCUCAGAUCUUGCCAGAGCGAUCCGAUCUGUUGUACAAUGUAUCCCCGUCAUCUCUUUCGAGUUCCAAGUGCGAAGCUGAUGACAUGGACCUGGACUCUGCUCCGAUCCAAAUGGCCGUUUCAGCGGCAGGACCAGAGGCUUGGUCAGCAUUGCCAGACGUCUACAACCCUUUCUUUCGGUCAGCACAGACAUUCAACCUUUCAAAAGGUGACGUGUUCCAGCAGGUCGAUGACAAUAUCUCUGGAUGGUCUUUAGAGUUCACAAAUGCAGCUCUUUCUUCAACGCCAGUCAGUAUAAACCAAGAAGGCGAAUUGAGGUUUGAUCCUUCUCAACUCGAAGACUACACAGACUACACUCACGCCCGUCAACUGAAUGACGGAAGUCUUCCGGCUGCCUUCGUGAUGAACUGCCUAUUCUGGUUGAUGUGUAUCGGACAGCAAGACGUCGGAUGCCAGGAAAGUGCACCUUACCACCUGGCGUCGGCAAAAUUCAGCCUUUUGAACAUGCUUGAUGUUAACAAUGGUGGAGGUGAAGAAUGCCUCGGAGCACUUGGUGUGGUGAUGGUUUUGUUCCAGUGCCUCGGCCACAGGGAAAAGUUGUUGCACCUGCUGCUUGAAUGUGACAGUGUCACACAAGGGGCUCUUGGUGGCGAGACCCCUCUGGCGAGGACAUUUGCUUUCAAGAUGUCAAUGCUCCAAAGCACCGGAAAGAUUCACGAUGUUCAUUUACUCAGACAAGUUCACCUCGAAGUGCAACGCGCAUUCCCAAUGAGCAAGGGUCCAGCACUGUCAGCGAGGUACAAUUUGGCAUGGGCAAUGCUGGAAAACGCGUUGAAAGAGACCGAUAGGAGGCCGAGGGACUUUGACCCUGCCAGACAAGAAUUGGCACUACUCGCUUCGGAAUGCGAAGCACAUUUUGGUGCAACUCGUAUCGAGACCAUCAUGACCUACGAUACCCUAGCGCGGGCCACUUUCUAUAGUGACGAUGCUGAGAGAGCCGAAGAGAUCAUUGUCGACGUUGUCAUGCCAAGGGUGCGACAGAACUUCCCCGAGGACCAUCCGUAUGUAUGGGAGGUGAAACAUCGGCAUGCAUUUCUGCUGUACCAAUUUGCGCAAAAAGAUCCAGGACUGACCGCCUGGAAGAAACUUCAGCAAGCUGAGCAACUGCUUCGAGAGGUUGUACUGAGGCGACGGCAUGUCCUGGGCGAAUCAAAUCCAAAAUCGUUCCAAUCGUUCUGCAUGCUCAAGGCCGUCCUGCAAAUGGAAGGCAACGUUGAUGAGGCAAAUUCGCUCUGGAGAUGGUGUCAGCAGCAGACCUAAUUGUCUGUGCCAUCUUCGUCUUAAGACUGACCCAGGGACGGUCAUGCUCGCAAAUCACAGGCUGGAGGCGGAGGUGAAGAGCCUCAUUUG